GUCAUUUUCACUGCGAGACACCACACACAAGACAACGCACUUCCAUUGCAGCUGCUGCAUAUUGGAGAAAGCACAGGAUGUCGGCAGAGAGGCUAGCAGAAGGUCAGGCAAAGCUGCAACAAGCAAAUGACGCAGCAACAGAGAAAGACUAUGCACAGGCAGAAUCCCUGUACAGACAAAUCCUCACACAACCCUUUGACAACGAUGCAGAACUACGUCUCCAUGAAGCAGGCCUCACGGGACUCGCGAAAGUACUGCAACACACAAACAAUGCAGACGCGCUCGUGACACUCAUCAAGGAGUCGCGCGGAUUUUUGGCUCGUUUUGCUAAAUCCAAGACGGCAAAGCUGAUGCGCACAUUGAUGGAUGCACUUGCUGCCAUUCCAGACUCAACGGCAUUGCAGAUUGAUGUCACGCGUGACUCCAUCCAUUGGGCUCAACAAGAGAAGCGUGUCUUUUUACGACAAUCGCUUGAGACGCGGCUCGUAUCGCUGCUGCUGACAUCGGCACAGUAUCAAGACGCACUGGACUUGAUUGCUUCAUUGCUCACUGAACUCAAGAAACUCGAUGAUAAGCUCCAGCUCGUUGAAGUGCACUUGCUAGAAUCACGCGUUCAUCACCUCCUUCGCAACUUGGCAAAGAGUAGAGCUGCGCUGACGUCUGCUAAGACCGCAGGAAAUAGCGUAUAUUGCCCUCCAGGCCUGCAAGCACAAAUGGACCUGCAAUCUGGUAUCUUGCAUGCUGAAGAGCACGACUAUGAAACAGCCUACUCGUACUUCUUUGAAGCACUUGAAGGGUUCUCCGCACAGGAACAUCAUACACAAGCACAACAGACUCUCAAAUACAUGCUGCUUGCAAAAAUUAUGCUCAAUCAGGGAGACGACGUUCAGCAGCUGCUCAAAGGGAAAUGGGCUACUCAGUACGCUGGUCGUGAUCUUGACGCCAUCAAAGCCGUCGCUCAAGCGCAUGGCAAUCGAUCCCUUGCAGAGUUUGAAGGUGCUUUAUCGACGUUUCAACAAGAACUCGCCUCGGAUGCCAUUGUGAGACAGCAUUUCGCUGCUUUGUACGAUACACUCCUCGAGUCCAAUCUCGUCAAGGUCAUUGAACCCUUUUCGACAGUGGAAAUUCCACACGUUGCAAAACAGGUUGGCUUGAGUCCUGCACAAGUCGAAGCAAAACUCUCACAAAUGGUCUUGGAUAAAGUCAUUUUUGGCGUGAUUGAUCAAGGCACCGGGUGUCUUGUCUUGCACGACGAACCUGAACUCGAUCAAUCGUAUGAAGCGGCACUGGAGACAAUCAAGCAGAUGAGUACGGUGGUGGAUUUGCUGUAUGAAAAGGCAGUCAGGGAAGCAAGCGAGCAGGAUAAGCGUGAAGCAGAAAGAGACAAGCAGCUGAAGCUGGAUGCUGCUGCCUUGGCUCCACAAACAGAUGCAGAAGUACCAGCUUAGUUCUAGAUUUACCAUUCCUAACACGGCGCUUCUUAUGCAUUCGGGUCUGUCCUCUCUUGAAACAUGUAGCCAGUAACGUGGCGGUGCUCCUUCAGCAUAGCCAUGUAACGGUCAGCAAGAUGCUUGCAAGUGACAUAGUGAUUCACGCCCUCGGAUUUAUAGCACCGCGCAAGUUCAUCGCGAACAAGCCGCUGCUCCAUCGUCUUGAUCCACUGCUCUCGAAUCAUGGUAUUGCGCGCAGCAACCACUUGUUUGCGGUCAUUGAAGUCGAUUGUGUCGUAGGUGAUGCUCGGAUCAUGUGAACUGAGCGAGCUGGCGGGUGCGGAACUCAC
Protomyces lactucae-debilis is the source of this 1780-nucleotide messenger RNA. Its product is annotated as proteasome regulatory particle subunit. NCBI's taxonomy places the organism in Eukaryota, Fungi, Ascomycota, Taphrinomycetes, Taphrinales, Protomycetaceae. The coding region runs from base 78 to 1448 and encodes 456 amino acids. Gene Ontology annotation, cellular component: proteasome regulatory particle, lid subcomplex. Gene Ontology annotation, molecular function: structural molecule activity. The transcript has 2 exons. The record is from RefSeq and is a predicted model, not a curated record. Gene Ontology annotation, biological process: ubiquitin-dependent protein catabolic process.